AUGACCCCCAGUAACCAGCGUGAGCUCAUCUGCCAGAAGGAUAUGAAAAAGCAAGUGACUCAGUUAAGAAAAGACCUAGAUGAUAGGCUUUCUACUGUUGCUGACAGGCAAGGGACCCAGAUAUCAUACAGCAGAAGCAGAAACAGGCAAACGUAAAGGAGAAACCCAAGCAGCAUUGUGGCUUCCUGUACAAUCCUCUUGCUCUUAGUCUGUGUCCCUGGAGCCAGUCCAAUACUUGUGUUUCCUCCUGUGGUGUCCACAGGUCCCUUUGCCCUGAGUCUGCAGAGGGUCUCUUUUUUACUUCCUUUUUCUCAGGUAGCCUCUCUCCCCAUGGGUCACUCCUGA
Messenger RNA from Tupaia belangeri chinensis (Chinese tree shrew), 345 nucleotides. RefSeq lists its product as uncharacterized. The record is from RefSeq and is a predicted model, not a curated record. Lineage: Eukaryota; Metazoa; Chordata; Mammalia; Scandentia; Tupaiidae.